AUGGCCGACUUCCUUGCCAGCUUUAAUUUUGGAGCGCCAGAUGCUGUCCCGUCCAAGCCAUCCUCGUGCGUCUCGGUCGACGAACUUCAAACACGCCUGCACACCAUCCUCGAAGAACAGACGACGCCGACUCGCGCAGAACACAUCUCUACCACGCUCGAUAUCAGUGCGACAGCCCAGAUCUCGCUCCAUGUCCCCCAGAACGAGAACGAGGUCCUCGACGACCUCAACAAUGUUGACCCAUCGCUGGGGGGUAUUUGGACAUGCGGCGUCGCGACCGCCUCCGAGGGACAAACGGUACGCGUUGUGAAUGCAACGGAUGUGCUCUCCAACCAACACCAAGACGACCCUUUCCCACAACAGGCCGUCGCCAGGCACAUCGUCGCCACCGUGGGCGCAACGGAUGGCCGCUCUUGGGUCAUGCGAGACAUGUCACGCGGCCCCGAGGGAUGGAGCUUCAGCUACCUCUGCAAAGACUCGGUCCAACAAUGGAAUCGCCAGAAUAAGGAGAAGGCGAAACUCGUCAUCGGCGAUUACACCAACAAGGUGCCCGACCCAGCAGCGAUGAGUCGGCCUGCGUUUGACUGUCGAGGCUCCGUCAAAAUAUCCUUCCCGCAAGGCGGCCGGGCGAUCUCCGUUAUCUACGAUCACACGCUCAUCCACAAGACGGUGGCCGAGAUUGCCGAACUUUUUAAACCAACUCCCCGACAGUUGGCUACCCAAACUCCACGAAAGGAGAAGACGCCCAAAAAGUCGGCUUCUGUGAAGAAACGACGGGACUCAACCAAGCCUCGGAACGAGAGUGGGAAACCGCAGAAGCGAAUAAAGAAGGUAGACGGCGAACCAACAGACGAGACGGGACACGAAGCGCAACUGUUGGCGGAGUUGGCCCAGAACGGACAGGCGGCCCAUGAUUUGUCCAAGGAUGGAGUCGCAGAUGGCAAAGACAAAGAUGCUGAAGAAGCCGGUGGCCAAACUGAAGUCAUAACAUCGUCGGUGUUGGGAUCUUUCCCCAUCAAUGUGUCCCCGGAAGAGGCCAACCGCAGACGGGAGUUUGCUAUCAAAAAUUUAAGCGAGGCAGGUGUCGACCCAGACUCGCUAUCCACAGAGCAGUUCAACAUAUUCGCCAACCAGUCCCCAGAUCUCCAAAAGGAAUCCCUCAACAUGCUUGUCAAGUAUGGCGCCGAGAGACUUCGCAUCGUGCAUCCUAGUAGUAAGGACAGUUCGAACUCGGCAUCGGCAGGCAACUCGACGACAGCGGUGGACGCAUCUCCGGCUACCCCAUCCGCACCCAGCACAGCAAAGGGGCCGGUACCCCAGUCGCAAGGCUCUGGCAGGGAAUCGAAAGGCCGAAAGCUGGGCAAGUCCCGAGUUGCCUGCUUGAAGUGCAAGCAGCGUAGGGUCAAGUGCCCCCGGGAGAGACCGGCAUGCUCUGAAUGCGAAACGGGAGGCCUCGGGUGCGAGUAUGCACCGCAAAAGCCGAGAGUGCGUAAGGUCCUAUCCGAAGCCAUCGUUUCUGCCGACUACGACGAGGGCGAUGAUGAUCUGACCCAGCUCGGGCACGAGCCGAGAGGGGAACAAGCUGGAGACAGCAGGGAGGCCGAGGACGAUGGGCAGGAUCUAUCUGCGGAGGCAGAUUACUCGUCGUAUCCGCAGAUACCCGUCACAGGCAUGCUGACACCGACCGGGGUUACCCAGGAGCACAAUCCAUACUUUCGGUCGUUGUCCCAUUCUGAGGAUCCGCCGCAUGGUUCGCAGCAGAUGCAGACGAACCUCACUGGAUUGAUGGUACCUCAGGGGGCGUCGCAGUAUCCGGACCCGCCAGCCGACACCACCAGCCUGCUCCAGGACACCGACACUGUCCGUCAAUUAAGCAAUACUCAACACAAUGCGCCGCGGAUCCCGAUCCCUAUCUCAUUCCCAAGGCGCAUCGACCGCGACGACCCCCCCCCCAGCCCAGCAAGACCGCUCUCGGGCCUCGAACCACCGACUGUCCGCCAACUCCCCUCAGCUGCAGGAUGUUAUGGCCUUGUCUCAGGCCGCGCUGGAGCACCAGAAAGAAUCACCCAGCCUAAACAGAGCAGGCUCUCGUGCGCAGUCGCGACAAGGCCAGAGAGCUCAGGCAACGGCGACGCGGAGCACGCAGUCGGCCGUGAACGGUUCUCAGCUUCAGCCAUCACAGCAGGCAGUAGACUCCUCCACUCCCGACUCCUCUCACCGUACAUCCUCCGUCGGCAUGAACGAUGCGUCGACAUAUGCCAGCUAUGA
This is a messenger RNA of Drechmeria coniospora, 2268 nucleotides long. RefSeq lists its product as uncharacterized. Gene Ontology annotation, molecular function: zinc ion binding; DNA-binding transcription activator activity, RNA polymerase II-specific. Lineage: Eukaryota; Fungi; Ascomycota; Sordariomycetes; Hypocreales; Ophiocordycipitaceae. The transcript has 4 exons. The coding region runs from base 1 to 2268 and encodes 755 amino acids. The record is from RefSeq and is a predicted model, not a curated record. Gene Ontology annotation, biological process: regulation of transcription by RNA polymerase II.